Lactuca saligna is the source of this 1418-nucleotide messenger RNA. The record is from the annotation of a GenBank genome assembly. NCBI's taxonomy places the organism in Eukaryota, Viridiplantae, Streptophyta, Magnoliopsida, Asterales, Asteraceae.
AGAUAAUAAAAAGUCAAAAGUACUACAGAAGAUAAAGACGAACAAUGUGUGCUUGUGUUCAAUUUGCAUUUUCCCUCUCAUUAGUUGACUAAUAAUGCAACAAGCUUCCAGACAUCUCCACGCCUCUAUAGAUUUCAACUUUCUGUUGACUUCAAUUGUUUUCUUCCUCAAAUUGCGAUUAGAAACCCUAAUCCUUUUCAUUCUUCCGAUCCGUCCCACUCUUUUAAUGCUUAUAAACGCACAUACAAUCUCACCUGCAGAUUCAACACAUGUCAGUCUGCCGUCUCCUAUCUGUCAACUCCAUCUACCGACUCAUCUCUCUUUCAUAAACCUCCAUAGAUUCUCCGUAAUACGCAUCUCAAAUGGAGCCGCCGUUGUGCAUAUUGGUAACUGGUGGUGCUGGAUAUAUAGGGAGUCACACCGUGUUGCAGCUGCUGUUAGACGGUUAUAAGGCGGUGGUGGUUGACAAUCUCGAUAAUUCCUCUGAAGUCGCUAUCAAUCGAGUUCAAGAACUCGCCGGUGAUCGCGCUUUAAACCUAUCUUUUCACAAGAUGGACAUCCGGGAUAAGCCUGCACUAGAGAAGCUUUUUGCCUCCACAAAGUUUGAUGCUGUUAUACAUUUUGCUGGAUUAAAGGCAGUUGGCGAAAGUGUAGAGAAGCCAUUGAUGUACUACAACAACAAUAUCAUUGGUACUUUAACUCUGUUGCAAGUCAUGACUGCCUAUGGAUGCAAAAAGCUUGUGUUUUCAUCAUCUGCUACUGUUUAUGGGUCACCAAAGGAGGUACCAUGCACAGAAGAGUUUCCUUUGUCUGCGGUCAACCCAUACGGACGGACCAAGCUGAUGAUUGAGGAGAUAUGCCGUGAUAUAUACAGCUCAGAUCCGGAUUGGAAAAUAUUAUUAUUGCGAUUUUUUAAUCCAAUUGGAGCGCAUCCUAGUGGCAAAAUAGGUGAAGAUCCUCAUGGAAUUCCAAAUAAUCUUAUGCCAUUUCUUCAACAAGUUGCUGUUGGGAGGCAACCUAAACUCCAAGUAUAUGGGACUGAUUACUCAACAAAAGAUGGAACUGGGGUUCGCGAUUACAUCCAUGUUGUAGAUUUAGCAGAUGGACAUGCUGCUGCAUUGAGAAAGUUCUCUGAUCCUAAAAUAGGUUGUGAAGUUUAUAACUUGGGGACAGGUAAAGGGACAUCUGUUUUGGAGCUGGUGUCUGCAUUUGAAAAGGCUUCAGGAAAGAAAAUCCCGAUGGAAAAGACAGGGAGAAGGCGUGGUGAUGCUGAGAUUAUAUACGCGUCAACAGCAAAGGCAGAACGUGAAUUGAACUGGAAGGCAAAGUAUGGAUUAGAAGAGAUGUGUAGAGAUCAAUGGAAUUGGGCCAGCAAAAACCCCAAAGGCUAUCAAAACGAAGAUGAUGUAGUCAACUAA